Messenger RNA from Ceratitis capitata (Mediterranean fruit fly), 1112 nucleotides. RefSeq lists its product as uncharacterized. The transcript has 3 exons. NCBI's taxonomy places the organism in Eukaryota, Metazoa, Arthropoda, Insecta, Diptera, Tephritidae. Bases 181 to 834 code for a protein of 217 amino acids. The record is from RefSeq and is a predicted model, not a curated record.
AUCAAUCACAAAACAAUUUCAACCUUCAAACGGUGUGUGCUCUGUGUGUGAUCAAACCACAUUAAAACAAAUAUAAUCAAAAACGGUUUAAUUAAUUAAUUAAUUAACUAAUAAAAAAUAUAUUUGUGUGUUUUAAAAACAGCAAAAUCUUCAAAAAAAUAAACCAAACAAACAACAAAAAUGUGUUCGAAAUUCGUUUGUGCCGUACUCAUCGCCUCCUUCGUCUGCAGCGCCGUCGCUUUACCAUCACAACAACAAUUGGAUAAUAGCGAAAAGGAUGUAAUUGGUUUGAUCAAUAGAAUCGACAGUGCCGAUUCAGUGCCACUCUUCGGUGGUCUUCGUGUGGAACGUACGGAAACUGGUCGCUCAUUCGGCGCAUCCGUUAACGGUGUUGAAUCGGUCGAGGAACGUGUCGAACGUUAUUUCGCCACACACGAACUGAACUUCGGUCUGCCCGGCGAUGAGGAUGAGGAGGCCGAAUAUGAAUAUGCCGGUCGUGCCAUGGAGGAAUCCCGCAGCAAGAAAAUGAAGAAGAUGCUCUUGCCUCUGCUCCUGAUCUUGAAGCUGAAGAAGGCCGUACUCUGCAAGGUUGCUUUCAGCAUCAUUAAAUUCAUCUCGCUCAAGAGUUUGGCCGUCUCCAUUUUGGCUCUUAUCCUUGCUGGCGCCACUUUCUUCAAGGACUUGUUGGGCAAGAAGAAGGAACACAUCACCACCGCUUACAUCACCGGCAGCCCAUUGAACGCUGAGAUCGUGCACUCCGAUUGGAACCGCAACGGUCAAGCUGCUGCCUCUGAUUUGGCCUACAAUCAAUAUGGUUUGGCUCAACCCUUCUAAAUGCCCGCAAUAGCAAAGUAGAUGCAGACCGACAAAAUGACAAGCACGAAACGAUUACGGCACCAACCCGCCGCUAGACUAAAUUUAGCUAGCUUUAUUAAAUAACUCCUCAUCACGCUAUCCUAUUCCUCACCGCUGCCUCUGCCUGUCUCUCCUAUAACUAUUUAUUGAAAGUUGAUCGGUUUCUUCACUCAUUUUCCGCUGAUCAACAUGAGAAUGACUAAAUUUUAGUUAAUUUAUUUAAAAACAAAAAACGCAGAAUAACUGUAUAUUAUAAA